UCAGGAUAGCGCGGUUUGGUGGUGAAACAAGAUGGCGGCUUGGACUAUCUGAACAAAUCGGCGAGUAUUUUACAACAAAAGUGACCUUUUCUUUGAAAACUGAACGAAUAUCUUGAUCAAUUAAACGAUAUGCCAGUCUUCUGUGGCAACUGCGGCGGUAAGGCAGUUCUGAAAAGACCGAAAACGGGUGCAACGUUGUGCAAGGAUUGCUUCUACACUCUGUUUGAGACCGAAGUACACGAGACCAUUAUUGCAAAUAACUUAUUUACUGAAGGAGAGGUUGUGGCGAUAGGAGCGUCAGGAGGCAAAGAUUCAACAGUGCUUGCAUAUGUUCUCAAGACCCUGAAUGAGCGCUAUAACUAUGGGCUCAAGCUCCUCCUCCUGUCUGUAGAUGAGGGGAUCACAGGGUAUAGAGAUGACUCAUUAGAGACUGUCAAAAGGAAUGAGAUCCAGUAUGAUAUGCCUCUUCAGAUAGUCUCAUACGAGGAAUUGUAUGGAUGGAGUAUGGAUGCAAUAGUCAAACAAAUUGGUCUGAAAAACAACUGUACUUUUUGUGGAGUCUUUCGCAGGCAAGCCCUCGAUAGGGGUGCAAUGCUGCUUAAAGUCAACAAGAUCGUAACAGGGCAUAAUGCUGAUGAUAUCGCGGAGACUGUUAUUAUGAAUGUUUUGCGAGGAGACAUUGCUAGGCUUCGACGUUGCACUGCAAUCACCACAGGAACAGAAGGCGCUAUUCCUCGAUGCAAACCCUUCAAGUACACCUACGAAAAAGAGAUAGUCAUGUAUGCAUAUUUUAAGAAAUUGGACUACUUCUCAACGGAAUGUAUCUAUUCUCCGAAUGCUUACCGCGGCCAUGCACGCACAUAUCUCAAGGACCUGGAGAAGAUACGACCAAGCUCUAUAAUAGAUAUCAUUUACUCUGGAGAACGAUUGUCUGUGAAGAAAGAUGUGAAGAUGCCUGUCCAGGGUAAAUGCACCAGGUGCCAAUACAUCUCCAGUCAACCGCUAUGCAAGGCGUGUGUUCUGCUAGAAGGACUAAACAAGGGGAUGCCAAGACUUGGGAUUGGCAAGACCCAUAAAGUACAGCGAGAUGCCGCCCUCUCGUCAAGUCAAGGAGAGUCCAUUACCGCACAGAAGACAACCUGCGCAUGCUCACGUCCUAAAGCUGGCUGUGGGAAAAGCAAUGACUACCCCUCCCCUUCUAACAAUACAGUUGGCGCUUGUGCACACUCCGGGGCUGAAUGUAAUGGUAACAGUGCUCGCUCAGAUCGCCCUUCAAGGACUGGCUGUGCUUGUAAACACUCGGUCAAGGAAAGCUCAAUGUCAACAUUAGACUUUUAACACCUGUAUUUAUUAUGACUCUUGGAAUAUUUAUUAUGUGUUUCGGAAGCUCCAGGCUGUCUAGCUACAAGUCCUACUCCUAUACUUUAUACACUGACAUUUAAGAACAUCGUUCAUAACAUUUUCAGCCUAAAAAUGCUCCAAAUAUAAAAACGGCCUUCAACUAAAAGUUAUACUUUCUUAAAAAAAUAUGUAGACGGCAAAACCAACGGAGAGCACUAUCCCUGUGGACUAUUUUGAUAUGAGCUCCAAACCUUGAAAAGUUUUCCGGGAUUUUUAUUUGAUACGUGCAAAAUUUAGCUUCCGCCAAAGGCAUCUCGAGUGUGUUUUUUUUUUUUUUGUAUUUUUUAUGAAUUGUCCACUCUGUGAUACUAUUCAUGGAAGAGAGGAGACUAAGGGCGAGUUGAACCGCAACCGGAAGCCGGAUUUCUUGAUCACGCCACAGGAAGUCUAAAAUCGAUAAAAGCCCUUUUUCCCAUAAAAGGCCUGCGGAGGAGGGUAUACAAAAUCAAGAAUGCAGAAGAGGGCUGCUUCGCCUUGCCACGCUUUCACCACGACAUAUAUAUACCUGGCUUGCACUCCAUGUGCGAAGAAGGAAUAUCUGUUUUCAGUAAAGAUUUAGAAACAGCUGUACUUUAACCAUAACGAGUCACGCCGUAGUGAUAGUUAGGUCUGUUUAUAAGGGGUAACGAUGGGUAAAUCCGAGACUUGCCGAGACGCCGAGACCCGCGUUUAUUUUGUCAUGAAAAAAGAAUAAGUAGAUUUACAAAUCUUGCUAAAGUAGCUUAAGUUUCUGUUUAGAGCGGAAUGGCUCAAAACUCGAGACUCGAAAAAGAGGGAAAUCCGUAGCAUAGUAAACAUAAAGCAGAUCUCGUUUAACAGAGACUCAGAAUCCGAGAUCGCGUUUGAAAAUCCGAGGUAAAAAAAAAAAACACGAGGCUUCGAGAACCCUAAAAUAUUGAAAAAAAAAAAAAAAGAAACGAUAUUUUUGCGAGACGAAAUUUCGAGGACCCAUCGCUACCCCUUUAAUAAGUGAGUAAUUUCUAAUAAAAUUUACCUUGGUAUACAACCAGGGAAUGUCA
Molecule: messenger RNA, 2420 nt
Organism: Nematostella vectensis (starlet sea anemone)
Lineage: Eukaryota; Metazoa; Cnidaria; Anthozoa; Actiniaria; Edwardsiidae
Product: cytoplasmic tRNA 2-thiolation protein 1
Exons: 15
Coding region: 130-1338 (402 amino acids)
Biological process (GO): tRNA wobble position uridine thiolation
Cellular component (GO): mitochondrion; cytosolic tRNA wobble base thiouridylase complex
Molecular function (GO): tRNA binding
Source: RefSeq, a predicted model, not a curated record